This is a messenger RNA of Vitis vinifera (wine grape), 1181 nucleotides long. Its product is annotated as transcription termination factor MTEF1, chloroplastic. Gene Ontology annotation, biological process: regulation of DNA-templated transcription. Bases 160 to 1167 code for a protein of 335 amino acids. Lineage: Eukaryota; Viridiplantae; Streptophyta; Magnoliopsida; Vitales; Vitaceae. The record is from RefSeq and is a predicted model, not a curated record. The transcript has a single exon. Gene Ontology annotation, molecular function: double-stranded DNA binding.
UCCUCAAAUUGGAGAUAGCAUUUUUCUCUCUCAAAUCUCCAAAUCUCCAGAUCAUCGUUGAAGCCUUAUCCAUCUCUUCUAGACUCACACCCACUUCUUAAAUCUUCUCCAACCAGUAUACAACACUUUCCCUCCAGCCAAACAUGUAGCAAUCAGACAAUGCAAGAAACCAUCCACCUUUCCUCCAAACACAGCUCCUUUCCCAAAUCCCAUGUUCUCCAUUCCCACCAUGAUUUUUCUACACUUUCCCGCCCCAGAAUCAUCCACUUCCCCAUCCUUUCCUCAAAAACUUCAAUCACCAUCCCACCCAAACCCUCCAAAUCCCCAGAACUCCCUUCCAUAUCCCCACCUUCCUCUCCCGACCCUCCCGACCCUCACUCCCAAUUCGAAGAAAAAAUGCUCUACCUCGACUCCAUCGGCCUCGAUCUCUUCUCUCUCAUCAACGACCAUCCUCCCAUCGUCUGCGCAUCCCUCGACGACAUCAAAUCCACUGUUGAUUUCUUGUACUCCAUGGGCUUUACCGCGCUAGAGUUCUGCCGCAUCUGCGGCAUGUGCCCGGAGAUUCUCAACUCCCGCGUUUCGGACAUCGUUCCCGUUUUCACCUUUCUCCUCCGCGAAGCCCGAGUGGACGGCUCCGAUUUGCGCCGCGUGGUUAACCGGCGCCCCAGAUUGCUCGCUUGUAAUGUCAAGAACCGCCUCCGCCCCACCCUCUAUUUCCUCCAGAGCAUAGGCAUUUCAGAGGUAAACAAACACACCAAUUUGUUAUCAUGCAGCGUUGAAGAAAAGCUGAUACCCAGAAUUGAUUACUUAGAAAAAAUUGGGUUUUCGAAACGGGACGCAGUUUCCAUGGUCCGGAGGUUUCCCCAACUAUUCAACCACAGUAUUAAAGAUAAUUUGGAGCCCAAAUUCAAUUACUUCGUGGUGGAAAUGGGUAGGGAACUGAGAGAGCUGAAGGAGUUCCCACAGUACUUCUCAUUUAGUUUGGAGAAUAGGAUAAAGCCUAGGCACCAGUGUUGUGUGGAAAAAGGGGUGUGCUUUCCUCUCCCUAUAAUGUUAAAGACCACUGAAGCCAAGUUUCAUGGUCGAUUGGAGGUAUGUUGUAAUUCUUCGGGGCCUUUGAGAACUUCUCCUCUGUGGUGUACAAAUUGUGAUGUUAAUUCAAAAUAGAGUCAUUCCGUUUA